GGACUCAGGGUCCGUCUGCUCCGGGAACGGACGUCGUCGCAGCCGAGUGAAUUUCGUGUACAUAAGCGUGGAAAACGCUCUUGCAGAUCUCGCGGCAGCCACGCGCAGCGGGGACGUUUUGCCGGGGGUUGAGCUCCCCGCCCCUCUGCCCCGCAGGGGCCGGACACAGGCGCAGACUCCCUCCUGAGCGUGGGUUCCUCCGCGUGAAACGGGCACGAAGCCCACCCCGGCGCUGUCGCCAAAACUGAGAUCUGAGCGCCUUCAGGGGGCCGGGGCCUGGCGGAGACCGGGCCCGCAGCGGGAGCGCGAGCGACGGCCGCCCUCCCAGGCACCGGGAGGCUGUGGCGCCCACCGAGCUCCGCGGAGCCGUGAAGGAGAGUCCAGGUUCCACAGUGUCCCUUCUUAUCCCAGGCGGGUGGGCUCCCCGGGCCUCCCCGCCUCUCCAGCCCGCCGCCCUCCCGCAGGCUGUGCCGCGCCAAGCCCCCUACACACACCCUCUCUCUUUUCGGUCUCCGCUGCUGAAAUUUUCUCUAGAAAUUUCUUUCCCGCUGCCCAGCAAACUCUUGCUCUUCCUUGAAGGCUUCUUCCUCCACCACCUCCUCCAGGAAGCCCUCCCUCCUCAGCCCAGCUGGAGGAGAUCGCUCCAUCUUUCCUGCCGCUCCCACUCCUAGCUUUGGGUCUCACCAGGGGUGCCUGGUGGUGCAGCCGUGAGCAGAGCUCCUGUUCCCACAAGCCGGGCCGAGCUCCCAAGGCCAUGGCUACCACAGCUCUCUUGCCGCUGGCCAAGUUGGUCAGCCCUAGGGCGAGGGUUCCAGUGCCUUGAUCCAACCCCCAGCUGGUUCGGUGGCAGAGGAGGACAAGGGUCACAGCACACACACAAUCCUGAGCCUGGGAUUCCUCUCUGAGAAAGGGGGUGGUGCUGAGGCCACAGAAGCAGCUGCCCAGAGCCUUUUUGAAGGGGUUGAGCUCUGGGCCUGGUCUGGGUCCUGGGUCUGGGGAGGACCUGGGGAGGUGCGGGUGACGGCACCGCAGGUAAGGCUCCUGCAAGGUGGCAGCCUUGGGGCCCGACCCUGGGUAGGAGGGCAGGCCAGUGAUGACAAGGGAGGCCCCAGCCAGGCGAAGUUGCAGGCAGGGGCAGUGCAGGGUCCCAGCAGGUGAAGGCCCCGGGAGUGGAGUCUGCAGGGCCCUGGGCCAGAGUGUUCAGGGCACAGGUGACUAAGCCCAGCCAGGUCUUCAGCUCAAGGCCUAGGGGAAGUGGGGCUGGGCCCUGGUGAGCAGAUCCCUGGGCCCUUCCUGAGGUCUGGCCAGGCCGACCCCACCUGGAGGUGGCGGCUCAGGGCAUUUGACGCCUCCUUCCCAGUUCCCUGGCUCGGCAAGCAGCUGACCCUCAGGUGGACAGCAGCUAGACCAGGCCCCUGAGUGACACGGCUGGGUGGGGGUGUCCCACAGAGCCCACCUCCCAUCUCGCUCCAGGCUAGAGCUCAGGGUCAGUCACAGGCUGCCACCCUAGAGAAGAGAGCACCUUUCAGGGGCAGCUGAAUGGAGACCCCUCAACAGGGAAAGCCGGAAAUGACCCAGCGGCAGCCAUAUCUCUAGGACCGCCCCCGGGUGAAGGACAGACAACUGCACACCACAGAGCUCGGGAAAACCAACAGCAUCUCAGUGUAGCGGGGAGAUGGGCAGAUGGGGGAUCCAGGCUGGGCCAGCCUUGUCCACAGCCCAUAGAAGGGUUGGCCAGCCAGAAGGGUGCAUCGGGGUGCCCAGAGGGUCAGAAGGCCAGGCUGGGGCCCCAAGUCCCAGGGGAGGCCUGGGAAAGCCCCGGGGGAGGCCAUGGUUCCACUCGGUGGCCGGGCCAAGCAGGUUGUGCCCAGCUGGCUCUAGAGCGUGCAGAAGGGGCCUGUGUCGUGGCGCUUGGGUCUGCGUACACCCUGGAUGACCACGCCAGGCGCCGAAGGGAAGCGUGAGUUGCAGUCCUCCACGUGGUAGGCGGCUGGGCCAGGGGUUCGGGCUGCCGAAAGAGAAGGCUGGGAGCCCCACCCAGGUAGCAGCCCCAACUCAAACCUGGCUCCCAGUUCCCACCCCCGGCCCCUGAACCCUUGUCCUCACAUUGCCCACCCAUGCCCCAUCCCUAGCCCUCUUCUCUCCAGGCCUCCUUACAGGUGCUGAGCCAGGAGGUGAACGCAGGGGAGCGGCUCAUCGAGAAGGCCGGCGAGCGGGGGCUCUGCAGGCGGCUCCCAGGAAGGAUAUUGUAGGUGUUGGGGCCAGGGCAUCUCUUGCCAGGUGCCUGCAAAGAGGCCUGAAGCAGGGACUGGGGCUGCACCCUGAGGCCCAGCCCCCUAGCCCCAGGCAGCCCUAGGUGGGUGUGGCCUUCAGGUGUCUUGGAAGCGGAGUGGCAGCCUCUGAAGCUGAAGGCGGGGAAGGCGGGCCGGCUGAGCAGCUGGUAGUGGGCUGGCGAGGGCCACUGCGAGGGGGUAGGAGACGGGCUGCAGGGCAGGGUGCUCCCCACGGACCCUCAGCCAGCCCCCCUUUGGCCCCACUGGAACCCCCAGCCCCCUGCCUGCGUGGACUCCCCGCCCCCUUCCUGCCCAGCCCCCAACCUUUUGCUCUUGGUCGAAGUCAGCUUUCUGCGUGAAGGGGCUUUCGCUCUGGAACCACAAAGUCUGCCAUGCCCUGCGGCCACCGCCCUCUGUAGUUGGAGGAUGGAGAGAGAGAAGGCUGGGAGCCCCACCCAGGUGACAGUCCCCACUCGAACCUGUCUCCCGGUUCCCACCCUCGGCCCCUGAACCCUUGUCUUCACAAUGUCCACCCAUGCCCCAGCCCUAGCCCUCCUCUCUCCAGGCCUCCUUACAGGUGCUGAGCCUAGAGGUGAACGCAGGGAAGGGUGGAGGGGCCCUCAGGCCGUGGGGGUUUCAGCACAGAGGCAAAGGCCCCCAUUCCCAGGGUGAGGGACAGGCCCGGUGGUUGGGCCUCAGGGAGGGGACACACACCUCGGCCCUGGUGCUUGCAGCCGAUGCUGUAGUGGGGGUGUGGGGAGGACUCUCGUACGGACGGGCUCGGCACCUGGUACCUGGUGGGGCUGGGGACUUCCAGGUCAGCUGUGAUCAGGGGGCGUUGCUCCAGCACUGGCCACAGGAAGCAAGCUCUGGGCCUGGGCUCCUUUCAGCGGGCCCCUCCCACAGCCCCCCAAAGACCAGCUUGGGGGUGGGGUGGCCAGGACCCUCACUCACAUAGUUCCCUCAGGGUCUGGGUGUAGGUGGGCAGGGACUCCUGGGGGGUGCCCGUCUGUAACCUGAGGCCAACUGGGAUCUCCUUCAUCUUUGGGGGCUGUGUCUCAUCCCAGGCCAUCCCCGGCUCCGGGCCCAACAACAGCACAGAUGCCUUGGGCCUGCAAGGGAGACCAGCAGCCACUGUCUCAGCCCCCGGCCGCUCCCAGCCACAUGCCCCACAGCCUGUCCCCUCUAUUGUCCCUCAGCCCCCGGCUGCUCCCAGCCACGUGCCCCACAGCCUGUCCCCACACUGUCCCUCAGCCCCUGGCCGCUCCCAGCCGCCUGUCCCCUCUACUGUCCCUCAGCCCCUGGCCGCUCCCAGCCGCCUGCCCCACAGCCUGUCCCCACACUGUCCCUCAGUCCCCCAGCCGCCUGCCCAGCAACCUGCCCCCCACACUGUCCCUCAGCCCCCUGGCCACUCCCAGCUGGCCCGCCCCUUCUCCCCCUCUCCGCCAGUUACUGGGUGGGCUCUGGUUGUGUCUGCCUCAGGUGACCAUGGGUCCAGUGUUUGCCUCCAUUGAUGUAAAAAUUUGCCAGGAAUUUCACUGCCUUCUGGUCAGAAUUCAUCAUCAGAGUCUCCUGGCUCUCUUCCCCAACGGCACCACGGAGCUCUGUGACCUCACUGGUAGGCCCCUCUGUUGCUGGGACUCCUGAGGAAGACACAUUGUCUGGCCCUGGAGGGGCUGCCCCGGGCCCCGACCCCUGGUGGGCCCCUCCCCCACUAACUAGAUGAUCAGCGGGUCCGCCUGGGCCAGGACCCCCAGCCUGCCCCGGUGACUCCUGGCCCAGCCCUCUCCCUCCCCGCAACCUUUCCAGCCUUCUCCCCUCUCCUGCACCCUGGGGUCUCCUGGGAGUCUGGGGUCCACUCUAGCAGGUCUGGGAGGACUGAGGCCUCAGCAGAGGGGGUGGAGGGAACAGGACCCACCGGCAUCCACCAAGCCCUAGGAGAUGCCCAGCUGUGUCUGGCCAGCCAGGACCCCCUGGGGGUAGGAGGGAGGGGCCCAGGAAGGCUCCCUGGAGGAAGAGGAGGAGCCGCCACCCCAUCUGGAUUUCCACUUAAGGGAAAAGCAAAUCCACAUCAGAUGGGUCUGACACCAGAGGCAGGCCGGGCCUUGGAGCCCAGCCAGGGCUGGGGUGUGAGGGCCUACCUCUCACCUGGGGGCACAGAGGCUAGAGGGUGUCACAGAUGGCCGGGCUGCCAGAGCUGCAAAGGAACAGCCAGCCUGUGUGAGCAAGAGCCCGUGUGGGCACCAGGGCCCUCACUGUGUGGUCUCUGGAGCUGACCACCAGUUGGUCCCAGCCCUGACCUUGGCCCAGAAUCCACCAGGGCAGGGCCUGUGAACAGGGCCAACUUGGGGCCCUCCUCCGCCCUCUCUGGAUGCCUCCCCUUCAGCACUGGGCCUGCCAGGCAGACAGAUGGACACGUGCUUGAGGAAACACGGGUUUUAUCUGGGCGAGGGGUUCACGCCUGUGCUCCGGGGCCCCUGCCCAGGUUGUGCCGGGUUCAGAGUUGACUGGCUGCCAGUGGAACAGAGUGUACUUUGCUAAUGAAGCCCUUGUCAUUGGACAGAUAGGCUCCUCCAGGUCCUCCCUGCCCUGUAAUAAACGUUGCCACCGUGAAUGGUGCUGCUGGACAUCCAUCCUCUCCUUGAGAAGGACUCCCCUCAGGGAAGGGAGCUGGAUGCCGGGAGGGACUGGAGCCAGCAAGGCCAGAGUGAAAGCAAAAUGACAACUACUCAGAAACACGAUCUCUUCACGCCGGAGCCUCACUAUGUCCCUGGCUAUGCCGGCUUCUUUCCGCAGCUGCGCUACCAGGUGGGGAACACCUAUGGGCGUACCACGGGGCAGCUGCUCACAGACCCCAGUGUGCAGAAGAGCCCCUGCUCUGUGCUGUCCCCCAUGUCCAAACCCAAGUUCAUUGAGGACUUCAGCCAGUCCAAGCCCCCGAGGGUUCCCUGCCAAGACCUGACGGAGCCCUACAUCCCCCACUACACCAGUCUGAAGCCCUCUAAGAACUUUGAGAUUCUGGGCCAGCUCCCACCCUUGGAGGUGGACGCCCAGGAGCCGCCAGGGGUAGAGAACAUACCCAGACAGAUUCUGCUGCCUGCAGGCUUCACGCCCGACACCCCGCACCCUCCGUGCCCACCAGGCAGGAAGGGAGACUCCAGAGACUUGGGACACCCAGUAUACGGGGAAGAGGCCUGGAAGAGCGCCACUCCUGUUUGCGAGGCCCCCAGGCAGCACCAGCUGUACCACUGCCAGAGGGAUGAGUACCCACCCCCCGCCCGCCGCCAGCAGGAGACGCUAGAUGUGGGCAGCUUCCAGCGGCUGCCGCAGCUGGACCACCCUAACCUAAUCCAACGCAAGGCCAUCUCAGAACAGGCUAGCGGCCUGGGGGGACCUCCUCUGCCUCCCAGCUGCUUCCAGGAGCCCAGCUUUUCCCAAGACGAGGCGGUGCCUUGCCUGCCUGUUCCCAUUUGGCCACAUCAGACAGUCGCCAACGUUCAGGGAACGAAAGGGAGCCUUGCCUGGCUUCCCUGACACGU
Messenger RNA from Homo sapiens (human), 5812 nucleotides. It is a transcript of the gene CIMIP2A, whose product is annotated as ciliary microtubule inner protein 2A. The record is from RefSeq and is a predicted model, not a curated record. Gene Ontology annotation, cellular component: cilium; axonemal A tubule inner sheath; microtubule cytoskeleton. The transcript has 6 exons. Bases 4887 to 5807 code for a protein of 306 amino acids. Gene Ontology annotation, biological process: flagellated sperm motility. Lineage: Eukaryota; Metazoa; Chordata; Mammalia; Primates; Hominidae.